UUCAGUGAUGGACACAUGAGUUGGGCUGACUCACUCCAAACAAACACCAGUAACCUUAAAACUACUGCCGAGCAGGAACGUUGUGGAACCAACACGCUUGGACUGAUUUCUGCCGGUGUUACGUGUCAUCGUUUUCAGUCUUCACUAAUUAAAGGGCAGAUUACUAGCUGAUUGAAGAAAAUGCACUGGACUUUGAAGACAGUUUGUCACUGCAGUGGAUUAACAUAGCGAGGAGACGCUUUACUGCAUUCUUCCAGCAGCUCGUCAUGAACAGAUCUGUCGGUGUAUCACAGCUGGCUGUAUUUCUGUUCUACAUUCUACUUGUACAGGUUUCUAUCAUUCGUGGCAAUUCCCACUCUAAAGUGAUGCUGUUUCACGAGGCGUGGGGUCGCAGUCUGUGCAGUGCCAUGCAGCGGCUGGUGGAGGUGGAUCAGGAGUAUCCUGGAGGUGUGGAGCACAUCUACAGUCCCGGAUGUGUUCCUCUGCUGCGCUGCUCGGGCUGCUGUAAUGAUGAGAAACUGGCGUGUUACCCCAGCAGAACACACAACAUCACCAUUCAGCUGUUGAGAAUAACUCCGGCACACAGAAGCAGAGAAUAUGUGCUUCUGUCCUUUCAGGAGCAUCACACCUGUGAAUGCAGGCCCAGACGACACCGCUGGAGAACUCAGCCUAAAAUGAGAGGAACGGGUAGGGGUCAACGCAGAAGAAGAAGAAGAAGAAGAAGAGGAGGAGGAGGAGGAGGCCGAACAGCACACUGAUGACAUGUGUGUCAGUAACUCUCUGCUGCUCUCUAGUGUAGAAACACAUUUAUCUGUAACAAUCAAAUGCAUGUACAGCGGGUUUGAUUUGUCUUUGAUUCUUACAUUCCAUGAUGAAUAAAAAGUGAGACAUUUUCCCCAGAUGAUAAUGAAUAUUUGAAGCGACAGUAAAACAAUCAGUUUUUGAAGGUAAAUCCCUCAGCUCUCAGUGAUAAUAAUAUAUAAACCUGUUAAGAAACAGACCUGCUGUGAACGGUGAGGUUAUUUAGUAACCGAUAUUUCAAGACAUUGAUUUCUUUGAUGUUGUGCUGCUUUUAAUGGAAGUUAAAUGGAGUGAUUUAAUGUAUGUUUCACACAAAUCAUCAUGUAGUUCACUGUCUCAAUUA
Molecule: messenger RNA, 1144 nt
Organism: Triplophysa rosa
Lineage: Eukaryota; Metazoa; Chordata; Actinopteri; Cypriniformes; Nemacheilidae
Gene: pgfa
Product: placental growth factor a
Exons: 6
Coding region: 267-758 (163 amino acids)
Biological process (GO): positive regulation of mast cell chemotaxis; sprouting angiogenesis; induction of positive chemotaxis
Cellular component (GO): membrane
Molecular function (GO): chemoattractant activity; vascular endothelial growth factor receptor binding; growth factor activity
Source: RefSeq, a predicted model, not a curated record